This is a messenger RNA of Cordyceps militaris CM01, 2451 nucleotides long. Its product is annotated as C2H2 zinc finger protein. Gene Ontology annotation, cellular component: cytoplasm. The transcript is spliced from 2 exons. Lineage: Eukaryota; Fungi; Ascomycota; Sordariomycetes; Hypocreales; Cordycipitaceae. The record is from RefSeq and is a predicted model, not a curated record. Bases 1 to 2451 code for a protein of 816 amino acids.
AUGGGUAACAGCAACACCCGAGAGAGCCGGCCUCCCGGAGCCGGCGAGUCUCAUGAGGGCCACCGCUCCAGCGAUGGCCGCUCUCGCCACCGUUCCCGUACCGAUACAUCCUUUCUUGGCAUCAGCACAUCAAGUCAAAGAGAUCGCCGUCAGAAUGUGCCCUUCGAGCAUAGAGAAACCAAGCAAGAACGGGAAGCAAGAAGGCUCGAGAGGGAGCGUGCGACCCGCCUCAAGGACCGAGAACGGAGCCUUCAAGAGGAACAUGUCGAUGGCGGCUAUCUGGUGACUCUAGGCACAUAUAUGGGGACUGAGGACUUCAAUAAGCCAGUGGUACGGCAAUUGCAGAUUGAGAGAAGACUCGCGCCCUUUUGGCGUGGCCUUAAUGAGUGGUCCGACAAUUGGGCAGAGCACCAGCUGGUGGCCGCCGCCAGAGGUCUCCCCGUACCAGCAGCGGAUGAGCCCCCUCCACCAGAACUCAUCGCACAGCCGCACAAUCGAAAUCCAAGCCAGAGCAAUUUGCAGAAUCUCACUGUCCCAAUGGGCGAACGUAGUAUGUCGACGGCCUCGGACCAUAGCGGAUCUGGCACGACAUCGGGAUUAGCCUCCCCAGGGACCCCGACUCGGAGCACUCUAAAGCCGAGGGCGAAGGCUCUAGCCAUGGCUUUGACUGGGCAUUCAAGAAACGCCUCUUCCGCUGAACUACAACCUGCAGAAACCGCGCUUCCUCAGGAUCCCUUUGUUAACGGCCAGCUCCUCGAGGUUUAUCUAUACAAGGACGCAACGGAGUGCCCCAUUUGCUUCCUAUCAUACCCCCCCUACCUGAACAGCACGCGUUGCUGCGACCAGGCGAUUUGCAGCGAAUGCUUUGUUCAAAUCAAGCGCGCCGACCCCCACCUCCCAGAGCAUCACCCGGAUGGACAAGAGCGAGACUCUCAUCAAGAAGUCAAUCCCGAAAAUCUAUCUGAGAUGCUUACAUCAGUGCCGUCCGCUUGCCCCUACUGCCAACAGCCCGACUUCGGCGUGACCUACGACCCACCCCCCUUUCGCCGUGGGCUAGUCUAUUCAACCUCGUCUAUGAAUCUCGCCUCAUCCUCUUCAAGGUCUCCUAUGUCUUCUCAAAGCUCACUGCAUCCCCCACCUAAUCCAAGUUCGGUGCCUCAGACUGGUCGCAGGAGAGGGCAUAGUUUGUCCGCUAAUGCACCAAAUGUUAUCACCACUGAUCGGAUUCGGCCAGACUGGUCUUCCAAACUCGCGACCGCUCGUGCACACCAGGCCCGUCGGGCAGCAGCGGCUACGGCUCUACACACGGCCGCAUUUCUGGUAGGAGGCAGUGACCAACGGUCGAUGCUACGCACUGGACGCUUUAACCGUCGCCAAACUGGCUCCGGCUCUGGCUCCGGCACUCCUGGGACUGGAUCUAUGGCCGCAGACGGAACGGAAGCCUCUGAAUCAUCUGACCGGACUCAGAUUCCCUCGGAUGUAGAGGGGAAUAGGCGCUUUAGAAUGGACGAACUGGAAGAUAUGAUGUUCAUGGAAGCCGUUCGACUUUCGCUUGCCGCAGAAGAAGAUCGUAAGAAAAAGGAAGCCAAGGCCAUGCGCAAGGAAGCGAAGAAAAAAGAACAAGCGGAAAAGAAGGCAGCCAAGAAGGCGGCAAAGGAUCCUUAUGGGGGAAGUGUCAGCGGAGCGAGUGGUAGCAGCCUUUCACUUUCACUUGGACUUGGCAGGAAGCGAGGCAAUAGUAGCGCAAGUCAGCUGCGAAUGGACGCGACAGUCCAAGGCGCUUCCCAAGUAUCGAAAGGGGACACCACAGAGGCGUCGUCGCAAAACAUUCACAACGGCAGCUCUGGAGACGGCCACGGAAAAGGCAAAUCCGUUGAUCGGGGUGAAACUGAUGCCGCAGCAGAGGGAAGUUCAUCGUCUGCGAUCCCUAUUCGGAGCGGCGGCUCGCACCUACGACAAAUGAGCAAUGCUUCCUCGCUAGGAUCUUCGCUUGCGGAUUCUGCGCCGGGUAGUUUUUCGAGCCCAGGAUUUCUGCACCUGGAAGGCAUCGGUCAGAGUCGUGGGGAGAGACGCGAAGGGGAAGAAUCUGAGCCCCUAUUUAACUUCCGGAGUCUGGCGGAGCUUGUAGGUGUCAAUAUCGACCAAGGCACUGCACUUGAAGAGGAAAAUGAGGGUACAGCACGAAAGGGCCCUGGCGAUGCCACGCAAGAGACGCAGGCACGUCCCCUGUCCCAAGUCAGGGAAGAGGACGAGCUUGCUCCGGGGCAUGACGAAAAAGAGGCUGCCUCGCAGGCGCAAAUCGAAGAAGCGGAAAAAUCACAGGCUCAGCGCAGCCUAUAUACGGAAGAGACUUUGAUAUCGCGUCAAGACGCGGAUCGAGGCAAGGAUGCCAAGUCCCCUCACAUGGUGGAGUUUAUGGAGGAAGCGGUGACUACAAAACAGCAGAAAUGA